Messenger RNA from Serpula lacrymans var. lacrymans S7.9, 1504 nucleotides. RefSeq lists its product as uncharacterized. The transcript is spliced from 19 exons. The coding region runs from base 337 to 1350 and encodes 337 amino acids. Lineage: Eukaryota; Fungi; Basidiomycota; Agaricomycetes; Boletales; Serpulaceae. The record is from RefSeq and is a predicted model, not a curated record.
GUUACGUUUGAACACUAUUGAACCCUACGGCACCAACUGACAUUUCGGCUUUCCAAAGAGCCGCUUAGCGUUUUCGACCCUGCCAAACUUGAAAACCUUAGACUUCGGGUCGAAAUCCUGAGUGUGGCAUUUGUUCCUUGUCAACGACAUGUCAACCAUGCUCCUUCUUAUGAUGCAGCAAGUACAAUAUAUACAUACUGCAUUUGUAUUAAAUUGCAGAAUCCAAACUAGUAGAUAACUAUUAUACUCGACCCAGUGAAGUAGUUCUGGCCGGUCGACUCGGACAUUUUGCUUGCUUUGCACACCCAAGUUGAACGCGCGAGGACUGAGAUCACGAUGAACGGCUUCAAUGUACCACUGUUCUUUGGGGCCAUGUAUUGGGGUUUUAUCUUCUCGACAGCCCUCGUUGGGAUCUCUAUCGUGCAAGGCUACAUAUAUUUCACGAAUAACAGCCGUGAUCCUUGGACUAUCAAGGCACUAGUGAUUUUACUCCUAAUUCUCGAUCCAGCAGGCAGCGUGCUAAUCGGAGAAACAAUGUAUUUCUAUUUCCUCGUGAAUUUUGGAAAUGUAAUGGCGUUCGCCCGAAUUCCAACGUCCUGGUGUGUUGAAACGUUUGUGACAGCAUUUGUCACUUGUGUGACGCAAUUAUAUUUUGCUACUCGGCUCUAUAAGAUAUACAAGCAAUCGCUUGUGUUGCCGAGGUAUAGUGCGGUUUGGCUAGUUCCUGCUGUUGUGGCCUUUUUUGCAGUGUUUGGUUUAGCUUCCGGCACUCUCAGGGCUGUUUGGUUAGUGAUAUGGACAACGCAACGUUUUUCGAGUACACCAGUACAGGUUGCUGUUGGUGCCGAGGAAGGUUGUGCGGUGGUAGCUGAUUUGAUUACGACAAUCGCAUUAUGCCACAUACUCUCUCCGGCUCGUACCGGUGUAAGGAGGAGUGGCUCUUCUCGGAUUAAAACCCUGUUCAUCUUUCUGGUGAACCGCGGUAUCCUCGUUACAUUUGUGCAGCUCGGAAUGCUCAUUGCGUAUCUAUGCGCAGCGACCGAUCUUUACUGGAUGCCGUUUCAUCUAUGCAAGAGUAAACUUUAUACCAACACCUUGCUUGCCAUGCUAAAUUCUCGAGAAAGCGGUCGAACGUGGCUCAACAAUACUCAAGGUGAAACCUCCAAGUUUCACGCUAGCGUGGUCCAGACGCCUGUUUUCAACAUAACCGUCAACGGAGAUACGAGCGUGUCCACCGCCGGUGCAUCGAGUACGGUCACGGAGAAGGACGACACCCCAGAGAUCAUGCUCGACUCGGGCAUCCGCACGGCAGCUAGGGAGGGGUCUCAGAAUGAGGUAGAGGCGGUUUAGCCCUUGAGGUGAACGGCGUUUCUAAGGAUGACAUCUUCAACGGUGCUGCUUUCGCCCCGAGUCAAGUCGGCAAGGUCUUUUACUAAAUAAUGUAGAAAUUGGACUUUAUUGCUGUACUAUAAAAGUAUCUAAUAAAUGGGAUUUGGACGAUGGC